Gossypium raimondii (Peruvian cotton) is the source of this 1135-nucleotide messenger RNA. RefSeq lists its product as uncharacterized. Bases 468 to 1097 code for a protein of 209 amino acids. The transcript has 4 exons. NCBI's taxonomy places the organism in Eukaryota, Viridiplantae, Streptophyta, Magnoliopsida, Malvales, Malvaceae. The record is from RefSeq and is a predicted model, not a curated record.
UUUCGUCAAUCGAGUGUUAACUGGAUUGACAUUAUUAUCAAUGUAGAAGGACGUAGGUUUAAGUGUGCUGAAGCACAUUAUCCUCCUAUUUAUGAAUAAUUUUAAGAAUUAUCUUAAAAAUAUCAUAUAUAAUCAAAAACUAUAAUAAGAGAGUAAAAUUUGCAACUCUUGACCCAUAAUUUAAAAGCUCAGAACUUUCCUGGUGUCUUAUUCUACAAACAAAGAUAAUGACAGUUUUAAGGAUACUCGUCUUUGUAAUUUUCAUAAUUUUUACAACACAAAAAACUUUCCAGCCAAUCAUGUUUUACACCAAAACAGCCAAUAGAAUCUUUUUCUUGAUUUCAGUUUUGGAAUCUUUCAAUGAAAAAAAUAAAACAUUCUUUCCAGGAAAUUAUUGGGAAAACUAUAAGUAGAACUGAAACAGAUAGCUUGAAAAACAGAUUACCCAGUUUUAGAUCCUGGGUGCAAUGGAAGAUCAAAGAGUAAUGGUAAUCCAGGAUGCAUCUAAACAAGUAUGUUCAAGUGCCAUUAAAUGGGCACUUCAUACCUUAAUUCUUAAGCCUGGAGAUUUGCUUCUCCUUCUUGGUGUCCUUCAUCAGGUCAAUCAUCCUACACCUGUUGUGUCUCUCAAAGGAACAAGGAAGCUUGUGGGAUAUAGGAAGAAAAUGGGUUUCAGUUCAAAGUUUGCAGCAAAUCACACAAUUGUUGAUAGGGAAACAAGGAAGGAGGAGUUUGAGAAUAAUGCUGAAAUUUUAGAGAUUUCAAAGCUUUGCAAAGCACAAAAGGUUGAGUUUAGGAUAGAAGUAACUUCAGGAGCAUCACCAGCAGUUGUGGCUAUCCAAUCCGCACAAAAUGUGAAGGCAACAUGGGUAAUUCUAGACAGGAAGAUGAAGAAAAACAAGAAAAUCUUUCUGGAAAAGCUUCCAUGUGGGAUAUCAAGGAUGAAGAAAAACAAUGGCAUCAAGUUAUUGAGAGGACCAAGAACAAAAUUUUGUUUAACUUAUGAUGAUAUGAUACCUGGGAACCCUGAAGAAGAUGACCUUUUCAGCAUUGAAGUUUUCCCAACAUGUAAAACUAUUUCUGAUAAACCUGUUUAGUAUUGGGUUAAUACAAAAAUUAGUCCCCCAAUUACAUA